Messenger RNA from Salvelinus fontinalis (brook trout), 1928 nucleotides. RefSeq names its product galanin receptor type 1-like. Bases 4 to 1065 code for a protein of 353 amino acids. The transcript is spliced from 3 exons. Lineage: Eukaryota; Metazoa; Chordata; Actinopteri; Salmoniformes; Salmonidae. Gene Ontology annotation, cellular component: membrane. Gene Ontology annotation, molecular function: G protein-coupled peptide receptor activity. Gene Ontology annotation, biological process: neuropeptide signaling pathway. The record is from RefSeq and is a predicted model, not a curated record.
ACCAUGCUGCUGCCAGGCAACGAAACGGGCUACCUCUGGACCGAGUUAUUAAACACCGGCAACCUAACGGCGGGUGCAGGUGAAGAAGACCACGGUGGUCCGGAGGCGGUGAUUGUUCCGGUGAUUUUUGGAUGUAUAUUUUUCCUGGGUGUCGUCGGGAACUCUCUAGUGAUGAUAGUAAUAGGGAAAAUCAAGGCCCGGCGCAACAGAAGUACGACAAACAUUUUCAUCCUUAAUUUAAGUAUAGCGGAUCUAUUGUUUUUGCUAUUCUGUGUCCCGUUCCAGGCGACUAUAUACUCUCUACCUGAGUGGAUAUUUGGAGCCUUUUUAUGUAAAUGUGUUCACUAUUUGGUGAUGGUGUGUAUGCUGGUGAGCAUCUUCACGCUUGUUGCCAUGUCAGUGGACAGGUACAUAGCUGUUGUACACUCCAAAAAGUCCCCCUGCAUUCGCAACAGGAGGAAUGCCCUCAUAGGGGUCUGCGGUAUAUGGACGCUAUCGUUCAUAUUCUCAAUACCAGUGGCGCAACACCAGAUACUUACUGACCAUCCGGACGCGCCAAACAGUUCGUUCUGCUGGGAAGCGUGGUACGCAAGAGCUUCCAAACACACCUACAAAGUCGCUAUUUUAGUCAUUGGCUAUCUGUUGCCGUUGGGGUUGAUCAUAUGCUGCUAUGCGAAGGUGUUAUUCCAUCUCCAUAAGAAGAUGAAGAAUAUGUCCAAGAAAUCUGACCGAUCAAAAAGAAAGACAGCCCAGACGGUCCUCCUGGUGGUCGCAGCCUUCCUGACCUGUUGGAUGCCUCAUCACAUCGUCGCCAUGUGGGUGGAGUUUGGAGUGUUCCCGCUCAACGACGCCUCCUUCGCGUUGCGGAUCAUCUCCCACUGCCUGGCGUACGGGAACUCCUGCAUCAACCCCAUCCUGUACGCCUUCCUGUCAGAGAACUUCCGGAAGGCCUGUCGCCAGGUGUUCACCUGCCGGUUCCUCUACCCUCCACCCCCACAGGAGAAGGUGGUGCGCAUCCGUAUGGAGAACUUCUCAACUACACACUCUAAUACCACUAAUAUCUGACACCACACACUCUAAUACCACUAAUAUCUGACACCACACAUUCUAUUACCACUAAUAUCUGACACCACACACUCUAUUACCACUAAUAUCUGACACCACACAUUCUAAUACCACUAAUAUCUGACACCACACACUCUAUUACCACUAAUAUCUGACACCACACACUCUAUUACCACUCAUAUCUGACACCACACACCCUAUUACCACUAAUAUCUGACACCACACUCUCUAUUACCACUAAUAUCUGACACCACACACUCUAUUACCACUAAUAUCUGACACCACACUCUCUAUUACCACUAAUAUCUGACACCACACAUUCUAUUACCACUAAAAUCUGACACCACACACUCUAUUACCACUAAUAUCUGACACCACACACUCUAUUACCACUAAUAUCUGACACCACACAUUCUAUUACCACUCAUAUCUGACACCACACACUCUAUUACCACUCAUAUCUGACACCACACACUCUAUUACCACUCAUAUCUGACACCACACACUCUAUUACCACUAACAUCUGACACCACAUAUUCUAUUACCACUAAUAUCUGACACCACACACUCUAUUACCACUCAUAUCUGACACCACACACUCUAUUACCACUAACAUCUGACACCACAUAUUCUAUUACCACUAAUAUCUGACACCACACACUCUAUUACCACUCAUAUCUGACACCACACACUCUAUUACCACUAAUAUCUGACACCACACACUCUAUUACCACUCAUAUCUGACACCACACUCUCUAUUACCACUAAUAUCUGACACCACACACUCUAUUACCACUAAUAUCUGACACCACACACUCUAUUACCACUAAUAUCUGACACCACAUAUUCUAUUACCACUCUUA